AUGAAACCCAUUGCUACUACUAAAUCCUCUUUGGCUUUAGGAUCUCUCUUUGCCCUAUUAUUCUCCAGUACCCCUACUCUAGUCAAAGCUUCCUCAGACUGCCAGUAUAUUGAAGGAAAUUAUUAUUGCAACGAAGUUAAUAAAGUCGUCUAUUCAGGAAUCGGAUAUUCUGGUUCUUACCAACAAGUCUCUUAUUUUAAUACAACAGAUUGUUCUUGUAAUCAAACACCUUAUUCUUUCUCCGGUUCACUUACUCCUCUCGAUGAAGAACUUUCAGUCCAUUUCCGUGGUCCAAUCAAUCUUAAACAAUUUGCCUUUUAUUCAGUUGAUUCUUCAUCAUCUUCAUCUUCAUCAAAAAAACAUAAACGUAACCAACAAGAUUCCCCUCAAAAAGUUCGCAGACACGUCCACCAUGCUCAUGAACAUGAUGUAAACAAAAGAGACGCUAAGCCUGAUGCUGUCUACGUUACAGCUACUGCCUACGUAACCCAAGUUGUAUACGCACAAGUAGAUGCUGCUACUAAUAACGAAAAUAAUAACAACAACAACAACAACAACAACAACAAUAAUAAUGACGAAGACACUACUACUACGUCCUCAUCUUCCUUGGCUAAUCAACAAGUUGUCGUCGUCACCACUGUGGUUCAACAAGCUUCCGAUGCUUCUUCUUCUUCUUCUUCUUCUUCUUCUUCUUCUUCUGCUGCACCAGUUGUUGUUUCUUCUUCUUCUGCUGCUGCUGCCCCAGUUGUCGCUUCUUCUUCUUCUUCUUCUUCUUCGGCUGCUGCUGCACCAGUCGUCACAUCCUCUUCAUCUUCUGAUGUUGCCCCAGUCAUUGCCUCCUCUUCUUCAACCCCCUCAACUAGCUCUCUUGUCGCUCAAACUACCUUCUCUGUAGCCUCUCCAAGCUCAACUGCUUCUUCUUCUUCUUCUUCAUCUGCUUAUGUUCGCUCAGGUUAUUACUCCUCCUCAGGAACUCUCGAUGGCUUAGUCUUCCUCAACAACAUGGGAGGCUCUGCAGGUUCCGGUGUUUGGGACUCUUGCUUUGGUAACUCUCUUUCUUACGCAGCUUCUGAUGGUGUUUCUGGCGCCGGUUCUUCUCAAACCCUCAGCGACGUCACCCUUGCCUCAAACAAAGAAUUUAGUAUCUGGUCUUCAACCGAAUGCUCAGGAGAUUCAUGCGGUUACUAUCGUCCAGGCUCCGUGGCCCACCAUGGCUUUGGCGGCUCUGCUAAAAUCUUUGCCUUUGAAUUCUCAAUGCCAACAGAUUCUGAUAGCAGCUCCUCUUUUAACUACGAUAUGCCUGCUGUCUGGCUUCUUAAUGCCCAAAUUCCUCGUAACCUUCAAUAUGGAAAUAGCGCUUGUUCAUGUUGGGCCACUGGUUGUGGUGAAAUGGAUCUUUUUGAGGUUCUCAAUUCUGGGAAUAAUCGUCUCACUUCUCACCUUCAUAGUGGUCAAGGUGCUACUUCUUCUUCUAAGAAGGUUCGUCGUGAUGAACUUUUCCCUCACCUUAAUAAACGUGCCACUGCUGUUGUUGGUGGUGGUGGUGGUACUUCCGACUAUAUUUCUCGUCCUACUUCCGGUACAAUGAAGGCAGCUGCCAUUUUCCAAGAUGGUUCAAUCACCAUUGUUGUUUUACCUGAUGAUACUACUUUUGAUUCUAGUCUUGAUGAAAAUACAGUUGCUGAGUGGCUUGCUUUGAAUUCGGAUUCUGCUGCUAGUGUUGUUCUUUAA
Messenger RNA from Magnusiomyces paraingens, 1731 nucleotides. RefSeq lists its product as uncharacterized. Gene Ontology annotation, cellular component: fungal-type cell wall. NCBI's taxonomy places the organism in Eukaryota, Fungi, Ascomycota, Dipodascomycetes, Dipodascales, Dipodascaceae. The coding region runs from base 1 to 1731 and encodes 576 amino acids. The record is from RefSeq and is a predicted model, not a curated record. The transcript has a single exon.